This is a messenger RNA of Colletotrichum destructivum, 1151 nucleotides long. RefSeq lists its product as uncharacterized. The record is from RefSeq and is a predicted model, not a curated record. NCBI's taxonomy places the organism in Eukaryota, Fungi, Ascomycota, Sordariomycetes, Glomerellales, Glomerellaceae. The transcript has a single exon. The coding region runs from base 91 to 867 and encodes 258 amino acids.
CAGCAUCCUCUCUCACACAAGAAAGACUCUAUUCAAUAAUUUCCUUCACUGUGAAUACAUUACAGCCCUCGGCUCUCGCAUUCCGCAGUCAUGAGAUUCACACUUCCGUUCGCUCUCUUCGCUAUUGCUGCGACGGCAGCCCCAACACCUGAAGGCACCCAUGCAGAUGCCGAGAGUCUCCUGUCCUCCAUCUCUUCCGUCGAUCUCGCCCACGACGACGUCAUUCUCUUUGGCGUCGGCGGGAAAUACCAGGUCCUCAAGGACGCCGAGUUCCAAACACUCAAGGAGACCGGUGUCUUGACGUACGGCGGCAACGACAAGGUCGUUGACACAUUCGACCACCUCAACGUGACCAAUGUCACAUCGACGCUUGAGGCCCGUGACUGCCCUGGCCUCAACACCGAGAUCCACGUCACCGGCUCGACCGACUUCCUCGACUGGGAUGUCCAGAUGUCCGCCGUGUGGGGAGCGCAGCAAGCGCCCGUCCUCAUCGCCGUCUCACACGGGUACUCGGUCGCCAACCAGGUCUCAUUCGGGGGCGGCAUCAGCUUCCCCAUCAAGGCCAUCGGCAUCAGCCUCAAUGCCGACUACACGAAGACGUGGACGACGACCGACACGACCACCAUCACCUACACUGUCCCGCUCGGCUACUACGGCACCAUCAUCAGCCAGCCGUGGACUCACCGCGUCUUCGGCAACGUGUACAAGUCCUGCGGCACCGACAACUGGCAGAAGGGCACCUUCACGGCCAACAGCCACACGAGCCAGAACUACGGCGGCAUGGACUGGGUUACCGGUGUGAUGCGCCUCUGUGCGAGCAAGACAUACCCCAUUCCUUACUGCGAAGGCUCGGGCAGCCACCACUGAGCGUUCAUAUUACAUUGUUUCUUCCCCAGAUCCUAGUCGCUCGGAGACUGAGUGUGUUCCUCUAGGGCUGGAAGGACUCAGGGGUUCCGAGUUGCUGUAGAUAGCGGAGCGUAAACGGCACGUAUCACUGGCUGGGCGUGCAAUGGAAGGAAGUUAUCGUCAUAAUCCAGCUUUGUUAUAUGCUACUAGCCGCUAGAUGAGUAGAGCAGUCGGUGGUCUUUAAGUUCUUCUAUCUCAUGUCACUCAAGUCGCGUAAUGUUAGAGUUCGUGUGAAUCAACUCAUU